Drosophila innubila is the source of this 1188-nucleotide messenger RNA. RefSeq names its product hydroxyacylglutathione hydrolase, mitochondrial (gene tzn). The coding region runs from base 124 to 1146 and encodes 340 amino acids. Lineage: Eukaryota; Metazoa; Arthropoda; Insecta; Diptera; Drosophilidae. Gene Ontology annotation, molecular function: hydroxyacylglutathione hydrolase activity. The record is from RefSeq and is a predicted model, not a curated record. The transcript is spliced from 2 exons.
AGAAAUACAAAUUAAAUCCGGCAUUUUGUGUCGUCUGUCUGGGUGACAAAUUCAAACAGUAAAUAAUUAUUUAGUGCCUUAGAUUUACUAAUCCAGCAUCAGGGAAUUUUUCGAAACGCCUAAAUGUUUUCAUCGGUGUGGAAAAGUGUUGCAAGCGGCAUUGAAACGCAAUUGACUUCAUACUAUUUUCGAGGUUCGUCCAAAUUGGCAGUGAACGGCGUUGCAGUCAUUCUGUCUGGUGCUGGUGCUGGAUCUUUUAAGCGGUUUCUGGGUGUCCAAUUCUGUCGCGUCAAUUUACAAAAGUUGCGGACUGUUGGAUUUAGAGGCAUGCAUAGCACAGUGGAGGACGUGAAGCUGAUUGGCUUCGAUGUGAAGAUUCUGCCAGCUUUGCAGGAUAAUUACAUGUAUUUGAUUGUGGACAAUAAGACACGUGAGGCAGCCGUGGUGGAUCCCGUUGAUCCCGAGCUGGUUAUCAAGACCGUUCAGGCGGAGAAUCUUACGCUCAACAAGGUGCUAACUACUCAUCAUCACUGGGAUCAUGCCGGCGGCAAUGAGAAACUGGUUAAAUUGUGGACUGGUGGUAAGUUAGAUGUGUACGGCGGAGAUGAUCGAAUCGGCGCCAUGAAUCACAAAGUUUGCCAAGAUGACACCUUUAAAAUUGGCGACCUAAAUGUGCGCUGUUUGUCGACUCCCUGUCACACCAGCGGACACAUUUGCUAUCAUGUGACCACGUCCAGUGGAACCAACGAGGGCGCUGUCUUCACCGGAGACACGCUAUUCCAAGGCGGCUGUGGGCGCUUCUUUGAGGGCACCGCUGAGGAAAUGUACGAUGCAUUGUGCGCCAAACUAUCGGCAUUACCGGACAAUACCAAAGUCUUUUGUGGACACGAAUAUACAUUGCAGAACAUGAGCUUUGCACGUCAUGUGGAGCCGGACAAUAAAAUCAUACAGAAUCGCAUUGAAUGGGCCAAACUCCGUCGCGCUUCAAAGGAUCCAACAGUGCCGUCAACAAUUGGCGAAGAGAAGUCCUGGAAUCCAUUUAUGCGCGUGAAUGAAACCACUGUGCAAAAGCAUGCCGGCGGAGAGGCUAAUCCCAUUGUGACCAUGGGUGCGUUGCGCAAGGAGAAGGAUAAUUUUAAGGCUUAACAUGAAUUAUAAAUAAAUGUGAUUUUUGAUCAAGGAUUAGCA